UGGAGAAAAUGCAAGACAAGAUCUUAACAGAGGCUCAUGAAGAGAGCACAUCUAGUGCUAAAAUGAGCUUAGAUUGACUAUCCUCAAAGGCAAUGUUCCUGAAAUCUCUUUUAAAGAGUAAGAUAACUCUAAGCCAAAGGCUAUUCAGAGCAAGAAGAAGCUUAAAUAAGCUAGCUCUACGCUCAGAGAAGAUCAACUUUAGCUUUGAAGAGAUUGAAGAGUUUUGGGAGAAACUCGCCUGUUGUGAGAAAAUUAAUAUAUUGACAUUGUUUUCAUCAGAAUUAGCCAACUAUAUUCACAACACGAACACAUAUUUCCUCUGCCUUGAUAUUGUCAAGAGUAAGGAUAAGAAACAGAAUAAGAAUAACUUGCAGGAAUAUGAGGAGGCCAAGAAAUCUGAGGCUGAAGCUAACCUACUCAGACAGAAUAAAGGUGAUGAAUGUCAGGUCCUAAACGCGCUCGAAAUAUUUUGGAAUAUCAAUUCUGAUAAUAUCGACCUCCUGAAGCAAAACUGGGGGUGUAAAUGAGAAAAAUGUCAGUCCAGUGAUGGUCAUAGGCUAGAAAAGAGCGUAGUCCACUCAGUAGAUUUUCAUGUAUAUGAGCUCAAGCCAAAUAUCCAAGGAGAUGUUUUAACCAUUAAACCAGAAUUCCUCAAUCAGAUUUUAAAAUUUUGAAAAAAUGUUAACGAAAAUUUCUUCAAUGAAGGUGAGAAAGACUUGUCCCUGUUUAGGAAUGGGCCUGACUUGUAUACCUUCCUUCUUAGUGAGCUGAAAUCCGUCAAACCUCAAACCUGGAAAGAAUUCGAAAUUCAAUUAUCCAAAGUGGUUGAAUACAGAGUAGCCUCUAUGUAUUUUGCCCAAAAGAAGUAUGAACUUAGCCAACAGUUCGAGAAGGAGCUAGAAGAAGAAAUUGAGAAGGAAGAACAGGCAAAAAUUGAUGCUUUACAGAAGCAAAAUGCUCCAAAGCAAAACAAGAAAAAGAGAAGUAAAAAGAAUAGGAAAAAGAAAGUUCAAAGUCAAGAAGAGCCAAAGACAGCUGAAGCAGUAGAUGAUGCAAAGACUAAGCCAAGAAAGAAGAAAAAUAAGAAGAGCAAGAAGAAUAAGAAACAAGAUACCGUUGCAUCACCUAGAUUAGAAAAUCCGCAAAAAGAUUUGCAUCCUGUAACUGUUGUUGAAAACACCAAAGAGGAUACUAGUGAAGUUGCUCAACUUAAAAGCACUAUUAUUAUCCAAAAAUAUUGGAAAAAGUACCUUCAUAACAAAUCUGUGAAGCAAAAUUCCAAAAUUGAGGGAAAAGGUUUAAAACCUAAGACUUCUGAAUUCCCAUUCGAUUUUGACGAAAAUGAUUUCGUAAUCCCAGACUUUAAGGAGAUCUCCACUUGUAAACGUAGAGAAUCAGCUUCAUUAGGACGUAACUCCGAUUCAGACACUACAGUUGCUUCCGGAGGCGUCCCUGAUAAGUUAAACCAGGACAGCUCAGAGAGCAAUUUAUCUGAAACUUAUAAUGAACAGUCUCGUUAUGCCUCGAGCAAAUUUAAAACCUCAUAUGAGGAAGAGAAAUACAAUCCUGAUAGAGAUGUAGAUCAUUCAAUAAGAGGAAGGACUAAGCAGAAGGUCUAUGUAAAGUUCUCCGGUAUAGAUAAAACGAGAAAAGUUAGCUAUGAUAGCGAUUCCUCUGAAGAAUCUGAAGAUGAUGAUCCUGUGAGGCAAAUGCUCAAGUCCAAUAUCCUCAGACUUUAUGAGGAUAAUAAUAAACAGCUUUAUGAUAAUGCAGCUCAGUAUAAAGAGAUGAAAGAGAAUAGACGACUGAGGGAUCAGUACUACAAUCUUAAUUGGAAUUAUAACAAUCAAAAUCAGUACCAAAAUCCUGCUAUGAAUCCUGAUGAGUUUUUCCACAAAAUGUUCUCUCAGAUGGCUGAUAUGGCUCAGCAACAGAAUGCUUUGAAUUAUGUGCAACAAGUCGAUCCUACAAGUUAUAAUAAUUAUAACCAACAAUAUGAUGAAGGUUACAAUCCAAAUAAUAAUGCGGAAUAUGGAGAUGAGUAUCCUCCAGAGUCCCAUUUUGGAUAA
Messenger RNA from Moneuplotes crassus, 2069 nucleotides. The record is from the annotation of a GenBank genome assembly. NCBI's taxonomy places the organism in Eukaryota, Ciliophora, Spirotrichea, Euplotida, Euplotidae.